AAUUUUCAUUUAUCUCUCCAAAAUAAUAAUCCAAUUCAGUAACAAUUCUUCAAUCUUUAACCAACAACUUGGGCUUAAAUUUGAAUUAUAUUGACCGAAUUAUAACUUUUGUUGUAACCGAAUAAUCCAAUCUGGUUUCAAGUCAUUUGCUACAAUUUCCAAUUCAGAUCUGAAUAAUUAGGAUUCUCCGUAAAUAAGCAUCAACUUUAUUUUUGUUUGCAAAAUUUCUAAAAUUUUCAAACCUAUAGUUACUCAAUUUCACUCAUAAUUUAUCAUAAUUUAUCAUAACAAUGGGUUUUGAACAGAGAGGUAGCCGUGGAGGUGCCAGAGGCGGCUUCGGAAGCAGAGGUGGCUUUGGAAGCAGAGGCGGUUUUGGCAGUAGAGGAGGCUCCAGGGGUGGAGCCAGAGGUGGUCGUGGAGGAUCAUCAAGAGGAGGUCCUAGAGGAGGCUCUAGAGGAGGUCCUAGAGGUGGAGCCCGAGGCGGUCGUGGCGGAGCCAGAGGAGGUCGUGGUGGAGCUCGUGGAGGUGCCAAAGUAGUUAUUCAACCUCAUCGUCAUGAUGGUGUUUAUGUUGCAAAAGGUAAAGAAGAUUUGUUAGUCACUAAAAAUUUUGCUCCAGGUGAGAGUGUUUAUGGAGAAAAAAGAAUACAAGUUGAACAACCUUCGACUCAGGAAGGUGUUCCACCAACCAAAAUUGAAUAUAGAGUCUGGAAUCCUUUCAGAUCCAAAUUGGCUGCAGGUAUUAUGGGUGGUUUAGAUGAUUUAUUCAUUGCCCCUGGAAAAAAAAUCUUAUAUCUCGGUGCUGCUUCAGGUACCUCAGUUUCUCAUGUUUCGGAUAUCGUUGGGCCCGAAGGUUUAGUAUAUGCUGUAGAAUUUGCUCAUAGACCUGGAAGAGAAUUGAUUAAUAUGGCUAAAAAAAGACCUAACAUUAUACCCAUCAUUGAAGAUGCUCGUCAUCCUCAAAAAUACAGAAUGCUUAUGGGAAUGGUUGAUGCAGUAUUUGCUGAUGUUGCUCAGCCUGAUCAAGCCCGUAUUAUUGCCUUGAAUUCUCAUUUAUUCCUCAAAGAUCAAGGUGGUGUUAUUAUUUCCAUCAAAGCCAACUGUAUCGAUUCAACUGUUGCUGCCGAAGUUGUCUUUGCUAGAGAAGUUCAAAAAUUGAGAGAAGAACGUAUAAAACCCCUUGAACAGUUGACUUUAGAGCCUUAUGAAAGAGAUCAUUGUAUAGUAGUUGGACGUUACAUGCGUAGUAGCUAAGUUAUAUUUAAAUGAUCUGCUAAUGGAAUGCUAUUCUAAUAAAAAGAUUUUUUAGGAUUUACGUUUUUAUUUGUUUUUAUUUGUUUUUAUUUGUUUUUAUUUGUUUUUUU
This is a messenger RNA of Ascoidea rubescens DSM 1968, 1363 nucleotides long. It is a transcript of the gene NOP1, whose product is annotated as rRNA methyltransferase NOP1. NCBI's taxonomy places the organism in Eukaryota, Fungi, Ascomycota, Saccharomycetes, Ascoideales, Ascoideaceae. The transcript has a single exon. Gene Ontology annotation, cellular component: small-subunit processome; nucleolus; box C/D methylation guide snoRNP complex. The coding region runs from base 291 to 1253 and encodes 320 amino acids. The record is from RefSeq and is a predicted model, not a curated record. Gene Ontology annotation, molecular function: RNA binding; histone H2AQ104 methyltransferase activity; rRNA methyltransferase activity. Gene Ontology annotation, biological process: rRNA methylation; box C/D sno(s)RNA 3'-end processing.